Penicillium brasilianum is the source of this 1595-nucleotide messenger RNA. NCBI's taxonomy places the organism in Eukaryota, Fungi, Ascomycota, Eurotiomycetes, Eurotiales, Aspergillaceae. The record is from the annotation of a GenBank genome assembly.
CGCUGUCGUUGGCGAUUGCCUAUUUACUUAAUGAGGCAGGGAGAUAGGCAGAAAUUUUCCCAAGGCUACCACCGCUGCUACCUGGAUCCGGUUGAACAUAAAUAUCUCUUCCUCUCUGGCCUUGGACCUCUCCUUCUUCUCCAACCCUCUCCACCUCUUUUCUCAUCUAUCAAAUUAAUAUUUCUCAACUCACAAAAUGAAGCCAAACACUGCCGCCAAGGCUGUAACCAGCGCCGAUCUGGCUUCUUCUUCAGUCACCAAGAGAGAAGUCCUCCAAGACCAACCCCUCUCUGGGCUGCCGGCAGCACAGAUCAGCAUGAAGAAACCCGCGGGUCACGACACUUGGACCAGCCGGUCUGGACGAGUCAUCAAGCCGCCCACGGCUUUCGUUCCGCCACCAGCCCCCAUUGCUUCUGGAAAGCGUAAGGGUGGUUCUCGGAAAAAGGAAGCCAAUGUCACCUGCAAACAUUGCAAUCGAGGCCAUAGCCCGUCCAACAACGCCAUCGUCUUUUGCGAUGGAUGCAAUGACACAUGGCAUCAGAAGUGUCAUGACCCUCCAAUUGACAAGCAAGUCAUCCUAGUGAAGGAUAUGGAGUGGUUCUGUCGAAAGUGCAGGCCCCCACGUCGCCCACCACCGGCAAAGGCUAAGCCCGCCAAAGUCAAGAAGGCCGGUCGAACUGUGCACCCCAGACUGCAGGCAGGACCGCGCCUUGAGGUUGGUGGUAAUCAAUUUACCGCCGAUGAGAGACGUGCAUACUUCUCUUGCCUUUCGCAUGCACAGCUCGUGGAAUUGCUGGUCAACAUCUCCAGCAAGAACCCAUCGGUGCCCAUGUUGCCCGCCAACAUAAAGGAUCUGCCGGCAUCGCAGUUUGUUUUCAAACCAAAGGGCAAUGACGGUUUACAGUCGGAUACUGGCGAUGCACCCGAAGCGAGUUCAAACAAGAGGACUCGCGCGGAGCAAGAUCCAUCCGAUGCCGAUCUCACCACCAAUCCUCGCAAGAGACCUCGCACAACUUCAGCUGCGGCAAUUGCGCCUAUCAAAAACCCUUCACCCCAACCUGAUGCUGAGCCCUCGACUCGCUCACCCGCUUCCACUACUGCCACACCAGACCUCGUUCCCCCAUCCGCUCCCAUUCAAUCCAAAAUUGACCCCAACACCACGAUCUCCCAGCGGCCACAAGGAGAUCGCCCAUCAGUUGUCUCUCGGAACACUACAGUUGAGGACUCGGACACACCAACAUCCGAUGAUGAGUCUUUUGAUACCGUUGAAGACCAUCGCAUGUACCCAAGAACUGGCAGGGGCUUCUCACCUUCUCGUGACCCCGAGGACCUUAAGAUUCUCGACGAGAAUCCCGACUCCAAGACCUUCAGCCACAGUAUGCAUGGCCCAGCAAAGAAGGCACAAGAGAUGGGUGUUCCUCCUCGCGUUUGGGAGAGCUAGAUGAAGAGACCCGUGGGCUUUUCAUCACAAUCUUGUGAUUAUGAACGUCACUCAUGUCUAACCCGUCCUUGUUCCGCUCGAACAUUCUACACAACAUGAUCAUACUACAGACUAUGACGAUACUACAGAAUCUAAAUCAAUUUAACAAGCGAAU